CUUUUGACCUCGCACCCGCAUCCACGCGAUGUGGGUGCCGGUGCGCUCUGGAUGCGCACCCAAGCUACCGCACCCGAUUAAAAUCGUUCAUUUUUGAGACUCGCACCACGGCCAAAUGAGUGUGGGUCUAAUAUUGUUCAAAUUUUAGGUGUUUUUUUUUUUUUUCAACCAAGUCGAUCCCGCGUCUCGUCUCCCCUUUGCCGCUGCUUCAGCUUUACCCCCCCCGUGGCAUCAUCCCCGGCCGGCGGAGGCAUCAGGUUUCCUUACCGUUUUCCUGCAUUCUUAAUAAAACCCCUUUUUGUCUGCCCGUUCUCGCCGGAGUUUUCCUCCGUAAGACGGGAAGAGACCGGGCCUCCGAUGGAUAGGAAGAAGGGGGUUUCCGAUGAACAGGUGCACUUGUGAAUCGUUUGGCUGAUUGAUUCGCACCGUCCUCCUUUCUGCCAAUUAUUUAUGGUUCUCCCCGGUGUGCCUGUGAAUCUAUUCACCACAGCCCUCUGUCUUCUCCUUUCCUGGAUUUCUGGCUUCACGGUGCCCUCGUUCCCCUUCCCUCUGUUUUACUGUUGGGGAAAUAAUUGAAUGGGUUUGGGUCUUGAUUAUGUAUGCGUUGUCUAUCUUCUUCUGUUUUUGUGAGACUGGGGAAAAGUGUGGCUUUGUUCGUGAUUCAUUCCGUUGUCUGAAUGGGUAUUUUCCUUGUUGGGACAAUCGUUGCUCGUUUCUUCUGUUUUGUCUGGUUUUAGGUGGACAACCUAAUCUGAUCUUCCAUUUGGGUUAUAUGUGGAGGUUUUAAUUGUAUUGAUUUGCUGCGUCUUUGUUCAAUUAAACACUGAUCCGUACCUAGGAAUCGUUUUUGUUUGUCACUUGUCAGUAUUCCAUGUUUCGUCCAUCUUUUUAUAUAUAUAUCUCUGGUUUAAAGAAAAUUCUGCUUUUGGGUGCAUGCUUGUGAACGAUAAGAAAUGUUAUUGGUGAUUGUGCUGAUAUGGGGAUUCUUCUUUUCCUCAUGUUGGGAAUUAAUCAGACAUUUAACGUUGCCAAUAGCUGCUGGGUGCAUGUGAAUUUCGGGUUCAAUGUCAUGUGUGGAAAGACAGUGGAGCUACUUUUUCUUCUGAAAUUGUGAACUUGAGUUAUGGAGUGUUUGGCAUAGCAUGUUAACUGUUGGUUGUUUUUUUGUUCAAUUGUUCAUGACUUUAGAAUAGCAGAUAACUCUCUAAACUUAUUUAUGGGCAUUCAUUGCUAGAUGUCAACUUCCAUUUCACGUUUGAAAUCUGACUGAAAGUGACUCAGUGAACUAUGCAUACUAUCUGAAGGUAAAACUAUAAAAGAUGGCAAACAUAACGAAAGAAAAAGAAGUUGUUUCUGUAAUGUGUGACUGUAUGAACUGUCAUUCUGUGAACUCAAAACUAGAGUAUAUUUCUUGUUGAAUGUUGAACUAAUUUUAUAGUGAUAUCAUGAUUAGGAAAUUGUAAUUUUGAUCUUGUUAUUUAAUAAUUUUGUGGUUUAUAGACAAUUUUUUGUCAUAUAUAUUAUAUACAUAUUAUUAUUAUUAUAAUAAAUUAAUAAUAAUAAUAAUAAUAAUAAUAAUAAUAAUAAUAAUAAUAAUAAUAAUAAUAAAAUACUCUCACUGCACCGCCGCACCUAAAUUUUUUGAGAUGUGCUGUGCCGGCAUCCGCACCCGCACCCGCACUUAGGUGACAUAGAUUGUCAGAUUCGGAUGGCCAUCACUAUCCCUGGUUCUUGGUCACAGACGUCGAAGCCCUGGGCAAUGAGGUGCUUCCACACCUCGACCUUCUCCGAGUCGAAGUCGCUGUUGAGGAGGGUCGAUGUGCUCAUGUCCUUCGGGCCGUCGUAGAGUUUUCUCACGUCUAUGGAAAAAUCAGCUUCAGAUUAUAGGGAAGCACGAGAAGGGGAGGAAGCUUACCCGGGAUCGUUUUCGUUUGACGUUAGUCUACAUGUUUUUCUUCCUUGGUUGGAGAGGAUUUGGGGAGUGCCGGCUUAAGGUUGGGAGGUUGAGGAAUGGCUGGUGGAGGUGGUGAGGAAGGUGCGAGGACUUUGAUACAGACGCCAUCAUGGGCAGUUGCUCUUGUGUGCGCCGUGAUCAUAGUAAUCUCCUUACUGUUGGAGAAGGGCCUUCAUCAUAUUGGAGAGUGGCUUACGAAAAAGCAAAAAAGGGCUCUUUAUGAAGCGUUGGAGAAGGUUAAGGCGGAGCUUAUGAUUCUUGGGUUUAUCUCGUUGCUGCUAACUUUUGGGCAGAAUUACGUUGCCAAAAUAUGUAUCCUUGAAGAUGUGGCCAACACUAUGCUGCCGUGUCGUGGUCAACAAGAAGAAACUGGCAAUAGACGAUUGCUGGACUUCCCUUACGCAAGCAUGACAUCAUCUCACAGAAUCUUAGCUGGUGCUGCAUCCCCAGUUAAAUGUAAGGAGGGAAAAGUGCCACUUAUUUCUACUGAAGCAAUCCAUCAGCUGCACAUUUUCAUUUUUUUCUUGGCAGUGUUUCAUGUGGCAUACAGUGCAUCAACGAUGGCCCUUGGGAGGGCAAAGAUCCGCAGAUGGAAAGAAUGGGAAAAAGAAACUGUAUCCCCAAACUAUGAGUUUUCUAAUGAUCAAUCAAGAUUUAGGUUUACUCAUGAAACAUCAUUUGUGCGGCAACAUACAAAUUUUUGGACUAGAAUCAGACUCCUGUUCUAUCUUGCAUGUUUCUUCCGUCAGUUCUUCAGGUCGGUCAGGAAGGUGGACUAUUUGACUAUGCGACAUGGCUUUGUUGCAGUCCAUCUAUCUCCUGGUGCUAAGUUUAAUUUUCAAAAAUAUAUUAAAAGAUCCUUGGAAGAUGAUUUCAAGGUUGUGGUGGGGAUCAGUCCUCUGCUCUGGGCAUCAGCUGUAAUUUUUUUGCUUGUCAAUGUCAGAGAGUGGUAUGCAUUGUUCUGGGUAACCCUACUUCCCUUAGUUAUACUAUUGGCUGUUGGUACUAAACUGCAAGCAAUUGUUGCUCAAAUGGCACUCGAAAUCCAAGAGAGACAUGCUGUAGUACAAGGAAUUCCUCUUGUACAACUCAGUGACAAGCAUUUUUGGUUUAGUAGACCACAAUUGAUAUUGUCACUCGUGCAUUUUACACUGUUUCAGAACGCUUUCCAGAUAACGUAUUUCUUCUGGAUAUGGUACGAAUACUCAUUAAACUCUUGCUUCCAUGAAAGGCUUGAACUUGUAAUUGGGAGGGUCGUCCUUGGAUUUUUUGUCCUGUUUUUAUGUAGCUACAUCACUCUUCCUUUGUAUGCAUUGGUAACCCAGAUGGGUUCGCACAUGAAGAGAUCCAUCUUCGAUGACCAGACAUCAAAGGCCCUUAGGAAGUGGCAGCAGACUGCGAAGAAGAAGCAUCAGAAGCCUACCGGUGGAAGCCCCAAGGCAUCACCAAAGCACAUUGAGCGUGUAAUGACUACCGGUCGGCAGGCCCGCUCACGCUCAAUACGCUUGGGUGGAAGUAGAACAUACUACUCGGACCACGAAGUGUCUGAUAUAGAGGCUGAUGCAUCUCCAAGGUUGCCGUCCGGUGGUGGGAAUCAUGACAUUCGGCCAAGUGAAGGGCAGCAUCCGAGGGAUAAAACCAAUGGCGAGGAUGACGUCUCCUUUGCAAAGGCUUGAGGUCUUCAUGGAUUCUCUACUGUGCAAAUGUACUCGCAAGCUCAUCAUUUCAUUUGUUGUCUCUACUGUUCCCUCGCAUUCGGGUGUGCCCUCACCAGCUAAUCUCUCUCUCUCUUUCUUUCUUUCUCUAUGUAUAUAUAUACACUGACGAAUCGUUGGAAGUUCUCGCUUUUGUGAGAAUGUAAAGUAGCAUUGGUGAGGUGGUGAUGCCGAUUGGUGGACUGAACAAUGUUUGAAGAUCUUUGAGGCAGUUUGUUGCCUCAAAUGAAAUGCGAGAUCAUCUUCUUCUCCA
Molecule: messenger RNA, 3922 nt
Organism: Nymphaea colorata (pocket water lily)
Lineage: Eukaryota; Viridiplantae; Streptophyta; Magnoliopsida; Nymphaeales; Nymphaeaceae
Product: MLO-like protein 9
Exons: 17
Coding region: 2011-3630 (539 amino acids)
Biological process (GO): defense response
Cellular component (GO): membrane
Source: RefSeq, a predicted model, not a curated record